AUGAGCACCUACGCACGCCCCACGUACACGGGCAGUCCGAGCUGGCAGGCGAAUGAUUUCUUCAACGCCCAUAGCCGCAGCCUUGGUUUGAGUCGGGAGCGCUAUCCGCACUCGCGCUUCUCUGAGUUGUUUGCUGUUAUCAGAAAUAUACUCCGAAUUGGUGGCUCACACAUCGAAGAAGCCCAGCUGGCGCAUUCCAAGUACUACUACAUGGGAUGCAUAGAAGCACCGUACUCGUCGCGCGAGCUAGCCGCUGCAGCAGGCUACCAGGCAUUCCUAGUAUGGGAGAACCACCACCUCGUCCUGAUGCCCUCUUUCGUCCCCGGCCUCAAGCAAGUCCUCGAAUGGAUCGCUGGGAUCGCCAUCGCUGAGAGCUGCAAACUCUGCGAGGAGCUCGCCUUCACUAACGAAAAGGAAAUACGCGAGGCUUGCGAAUGGGCUGCUAAAACUGCUCAAAUCGCUUACGAGGAGACUCACUCGCGCAUUGGUCGCAUCAGACGUCAUAGCGUUGGUAAUCAGCGUCAACAUCAGGAAUUUUAUAAUAGCAGAUAUCUCCCAGGUCAGCCUGAUACCGUGUACGGCGGAUACCAAGGUUAUCCCGCUGGUUACGGCAGUUACCCAGAAGAAUUUGGUCCGGCGUACAUGGGCGAUUACUACGGUGGUUAUGGCAUGCCAAUGCCCCAGCAUUACGGUGGUAUGAGUGGUAUGGGUGGUGGUAUGGCUGGUGGAAUGCCUGGAAUGGGCAGUAUGGGCAACAUGGGUAUGGGUACAGGCACAGGAAUGAAUGGUAUGAUGCCCAAUAUGGGCAUGAACGGUAUGAGCAAUAUGAAUGGCAUGAACGGCAUGAACGGCAUGGGAAUCCCUCAAUCCUCGUCCAUGUACAUGCCCUACAAUCACUACCCGUACUGA
This is a messenger RNA of Wallemia ichthyophaga EXF-994, 909 nucleotides long. RefSeq lists its product as uncharacterized. The record is from RefSeq and is a predicted model, not a curated record. The transcript is spliced from 2 exons. The coding region runs from base 1 to 909 and encodes 302 amino acids. NCBI's taxonomy places the organism in Eukaryota, Fungi, Basidiomycota, Wallemiomycetes, Wallemiales, Wallemiaceae.